Prunus avium (sweet cherry) is the source of this 1955-nucleotide messenger RNA. RefSeq names its product Protein MODIFIER OF SNC1 11 (gene MOS11). The record is from RefSeq and is a predicted model, not a curated record. NCBI's taxonomy places the organism in Eukaryota, Viridiplantae, Streptophyta, Magnoliopsida, Rosales, Rosaceae. Gene Ontology annotation, cellular component: nucleus. Gene Ontology annotation, biological process: poly(A)+ mRNA export from nucleus.
AAAAUAUCCCCCAAAACAUCAGACGCUUCUUGUUUUUGCUCACUGUUCGACUCUUCACAUUCACAACCACCUAACCCACACCAAACGGAAACUCUCUCUCUCUCUCUCUCUGCCUCCCCUCCCUCACCCUCUCCGCCGCACUUCUUACGCAGUCUCCGAUCCCCAACCCCUCCAAUUCUCCAAUGGCCACCGAAACGCAGAAGCUCAGCGACACCAACCCCGCCCUAGAGAACCCUAAGAAAACCCUAGACCCUUCCCCCGUCCCACCCACCGCCACCAACCUAGAUCGACCCGAAGACCCGCCCACUGACAUUCCCUCCGAUCCGGCUCCGUCGUCGGAGGUUGUGUCCGAAGAGAACGGCUCCAAAGCGGACUCUGAGGAUCCGAAGACCGCCGCCGGCUCUGAAGCCGGUGAUGGUGCUGCCCCUGCUACCGCUAUUCAGAAGAAGAUGCGCCGAGCCGAGCGGUUCGGGAUAUCUGUGCAGAUGACUGAAGAAGAGAAGCGCAACUCUCGGGCAGAGAGGUUUGGCACUGUUUCCACAUCGCAUGGAUCAGAAGCAUCUAAAAAAUCAGAGGAGCAGAAGAGAAAGGCUAGAGCAGAGAGGUUCGGGCUUUCCGGUCCAGCUGUGGCGGGUGAUGAGAAUGCAAAGAAGAAGGCUCGUCUUGCUCGAUUUGCACCUAUUUCCAAAACCGAUACUAAAACUGAUCCCAUGGAAGAAGAAAAAAGGAAGGCAAGGGCACUCAGGUUUUCAAAGGCCUCAACAGGUUCUCUUUCGCAAGUGAAUGACAAGGGAAAUAUCGAGCCGAAGGCAGCCAUAGCUGGUAGUGCUGGCGGAGGGGUUUGAAAGGAAGCGUACUUUGCUAGUAGUGUAGAAAUCUAACAUUUUGUGGUUCCCUCGGAGGCUUCCUUACCCAUCAUUACCUCUGAUUGUAUGGAUUAUCAGGCGCAGCAUUUUCCCAAUAGCGGAUACACAUCGUUUACAAGUCAUUGAACACAGUUUGGAGGCAUAGCGGAGCUUUAUUUCAUGCUUGUUUUGGGUUCCUUUCAAUUUACCUGGUGAGGCUUGGAAUAAUCAACAACUAUCUACUUAGUGUUAACUUACCCUGCAAUCUAUCAAGAAUGUCAGAAAUUCAGUAUUUGCGACCAAUGGAAAAUUUAGUAUUGGAUGAAGCUUUUGCAGAAAGUAUUGGGUGGCUACUCACGAUGCAGUGUUGAACAGUAAUACAAAGUUGGUUUAAGUCCACAUCAUCUGAUCUGUUACUAAUUGUGUUGCAACGUGCUGUUAAUCACAUCAUACUGAGAUGUCUGGAUUUUAGUGUCUUAAUCAAUCAAUCUGUCAUAUUAGUUAUUGUUGGUAGGAUGAGUGGUGAUAAUAUAUUAUUUAAAAAGCAGAAAAUUCUAGCCCACAUACACAGUUGAGGAUGGGUGCAAUCAUGGAGUUCACUAGGUAGGCAGAUCUCUAGUAUUAUACGGAGCUCUGUAUAAUUUGUUUGGUUUGUGUUAGUUUAAUUUAUGGGUUUUUAUAUUUGCGGUUUAUGUUUUUAGUUUUCUUAUUGUAUGACGGCACAUGACAACACAUAUUCUCACUAUUCUGGUUCUAUCAGUUAUCCACCUUCUUAAUGCCACUGGUUUGGAUCAGAUGAGAUGUGUAGGCAUAUGCUACUGAGUACUGCUGUUCAACACUGCCAUGAGAAACAUGUCAAAAAUAGGUUUUAAUUGAGUAGAAGGUAAGUUUGUUAGACGGACUUCUUUAUAUGUUUCAGCUAUUCGUAUUUGCUCCACAGAGGAUUUACCUAGAUUUUAUUGUUAGAAUUCUGAUAUUCUUGGUUGGCCAUUUCGGGGUAAGUGAACAAUUUGGAGGUGGUGGUUGAUUCUCUUAAGCCUUGCUGGGUGAAUCAUGCAAUCAACAGGUAGGACAUUGGGAAUGGAUUGUACUCAAUUGACAUUUUGGUCA